Messenger RNA from Panicum virgatum (switchgrass), 1397 nucleotides. RefSeq lists its product as uncharacterized. The record is from RefSeq and is a predicted model, not a curated record. Lineage: Eukaryota; Viridiplantae; Streptophyta; Magnoliopsida; Poales; Poaceae. The transcript is spliced from 2 exons. Bases 164 to 1108 code for a protein of 314 amino acids.
GUCGUGGGUCAUCCUGGGCACGGCCCCGCGCGUGUCCGCCGCCGCCGCCGACGAGCUCCAGCCCGUCCCCGACGUCUCCCUCGCGCUCGCCACGCCGCCGCUCGUCACCCAGCUCACCGUCGCCCCGACAGUCUUCGCCGCCGACCCGGACCCGCAAGCCCGCAUGUCCAACCCCUGCGUCCUCUCCGCGGACCCCUCCGGCCUCUUCCUCGUCCUCGCCCCGCCGUCCGUGUCCGAGCGCCCCCUCACUGAGGCGCGCGUCCACCGCGGCUCCGAGGGCGUCGAGCGCACCAUCCACAUCGGCCGCAUCCCCACGCCAGCCUGCUUCGUCCUCGACGUGCCCUCCGCCGCCGCCUCCCGCGUCCCCGACCCGGACUUCCUCAACGCCUCCAGCGUCGGCGUCAUCGCCGCGCCCGGCGGCCGCGGGUACAUGGUCGUCGAGUUCCAGAACAUCGUCGGCUGCGACGAGGCCACGCUGAUCGGCUUCUCUGAUCGGCUUCUCGUCCGAAGCCGGCGAGUGGUUCGAGCAGGACGUCGCCAACCCCCUGCCCAGCUGGAUCUGGAGUUUCGACGACGUCAUCUCCCACGACGGCAAGCUAUGGUGGGUCGACCUCGCCUGCGACCCCUUCGCCGACCAGCCGGACGUGGCCUUCGUGCCGCUCCCGAAAGCAGGCGAACACGGCGGGGCCCGUCACGCUUGCAGCUACUGCUCCCAGAGAAAGCGCGCCUCCCGCCGCAGCGCGCAGGUCAGCAAUGGCAAGUUCCGUUGUCUCGAGAUGAGCUGUCCGCUCCAGCGCCAGGGCGGCGCACCGAAGUUCACCAUGCACACCCGGAGAAAGCUCAGUGGACGCCCGAGUACUGUGUAAGCUUUGCCGAGAUCUGGGCCGGCGAGAGCUACAAGGCGGCGGGGCUGCCGAAGAAGGCGCCCGUGGUCGCCCUCAUCCACCCCAAGAACCCCGACGUCGUCUACUUCUUCGUGGAGUACCUCUUCGCCGUCAACAUGCAUACCAAGGUGGUGGAGGGCGAAUUCCACAUGGUCGGCGCCUCCCGUGUUCUCGCGUGGGAGCUGCCGCCCGCGCUAACUGCAGGUUCCUCCGGGAGUCUCUGAAGAUGAAGAAAGGGACGGGUGGCAAGCCGGCCAGCUGAUUGCAAGCAGAUAUGCUAGCGUCCUCUUGCGUCGUCCAGGCCCAGAAGACGAGUUAGGAAGAUGCUCUUAUCACCGGUGGACAUUAUGGUGUUCGUCUGCCUUUCAACCAAGGAGAUGUUUCUCUUUCUAGAACUUUGUCACUUGUUUUCUGCGAAAUAUUUCAGUAGCUCCUGCUGACUCAAUAACCGAUAGGCAUGUCUGUGGAUCCCUGUGUGCGGUGACCGGUAAUGCCCCUACGUUUCAUGAGUUA